GUCGGAAACGGCGUCUGUGAGGACUUGCAACAAUGUACCGUCAAAACUGCCCGAUGCCAGAGGCCACGAUAUAAAGUGUUCACAGUUUUUAGUUUCUUUAUAGCGCACUGCCCACAGACGGACAGGUCGCUUUGAACUGCAAGAUUGUCACUUGGCCCCCUCCAGGUUGCACUAAAACGACCGCACGCGCAGUUUGAGUCCGAUCUGAUAUCUUGGAUUUUGACACGGCUGCUUAUGCCAUCAACCAUGGGAGGCGCGCGGCCAUGGCGAGGCUCUGCCUCACACACUGUGUGCAUCAGCAUUGCUGUCGUCGCCGCGCUCGCGGCGUUAGCGCCGCUCGCCAUCGCUGACAACGAGCCGCCGUCAACACACGUUGAGCCAGAACCACCAAGCAAAUCAAGGCCGCCGCACCGGCCAGCUUUGAUCGCCGCCAACGAUGACCUGACCCCCAUCGACUUCCCGCCCCCCGACUUCCAUUUCGGUGACUAUAACUCGCCACCGCCCAUCGAGAGCGACAAUCCACCCUACAUCCCCCCGCCGCCAGUUGCGUCGCCGCCGCCGCCCGGAACGCGUGUUCCGCCUCGGCCGCCUAGCCCUCCUCGCAGUCCCUCGCCUCCUCCUCGGCCGCCCUCGCCGCCGCCUCAGCCGCCCUACCCAACCUACGGGCCGCUGCCCAUGCGCCUGGUGGGCGGCACAGACAACAGCUCGGGAGUGGUGGAGAUCUGGAACGAGAAAGAGCAGGACUGGGGCGCGCUAUGCUUUCCUGCGAAACUCUUUUCGGAAACGUACUACACCCAGGACUUCAUGUACAACCAAGACAGUGACGUCGCAAAGCUCAUCUGCCGCCAGCUCGGCCAACCGUACCUGGGCGCGUGGCUGCUGCACCCCGACGCCUUCCCCAGCGUGGCCACUGCCCGCCUCCGCGGCUGGGCGCUCAGCACCAACCCAGGCUACUCCUGCGGCAACGCCGCCACAGCCCUGUCGGUGCUCGACUGCGAUGACAUUGAGCUCCUGCGCAACAUGAGCGACAACUGCCAGAGCGCCGUGCUCACCAACGAGCCCGACGUCAAGCUGCGGAAUUAUGUGCCAACGGGAGUCGUGUGCACGGAUACGCCGCGGCGCCGCCCGCCGCUGCCUCCCUCACCGCCACCCGCUCCUCCCCCGGGGGUGCGCCCAGCAACCGACAUGUCCAUCCCCGCAGUCAACUACACGAUGCGGAUCGUGCACCUGCGUUCCGGCCUGACCACGUACCGCAACGGCAGUCGGGUCACACAGGGCCGACUGGAGGUCUUGCUGCCGCGUGUCGGGCCCAACGGCACCCGGGAGGGCGAGCCGGUGUGGGGCAGCGUCUGCCAAUCCGCGUUCGUGUCAGACGAAGUAGCCAAGUACGCGUGCCGCAGUAACGGCCUGCCGUACAAGGCCGCAACCCUUGUUUACGGCGUGCGCCCCAAGCAGCCCAGGCUGGACUCCCAGCCCGUGCACUGGGUGCUACUGCGCGGCUGCACCGACCGACCCGACGGCCUGGCUUGCGGCGCCACAAUGAGCCGCGACGAUGUUGCCGCAUUCCAAUCCGCCAACCGCGCCGCAGUACGGGCUGGCCUACCCAAGCAACCGUUGCCGUACGACGACCAGACCGGCUGGUAUACGGGCCUACCGUACGCGAUGGCGGCGUGCGACACGCAGCGCCACCAGGUGGACGUGUUCGUAAGGUGCACAGACAGCUACCCAUCCUACAGCCGCCCGCCGCCGCUGCCCUCACCGCCGCCUUCUCCGCCGUACCCGCCGGCCGUCAUCCGUAACGCGGUGCAGUUUAACGUGACCACCAUCGCUGACAACCUGUACUAUAUUAUGUUUGGAGUGCCGGUGCCGGGCGGGCAGCCCGGAGAGCUGGUGUGGGGCCACUUUUGCCCGCGCAACACCUUCCCUGGUGGCGAUGACCUGUACAUCGACCGCACCGCCGCCAAUGCCGUGUGCAACCAAAUCACCGGCGGAGCCAGGCCGUACGGCUACUACAACUUCCUGCAGAACGACAAGCCCUGGCCGCUGCUGCCGCCGCAAGACGAGCGACUGUCCCGACCCGUGGUCCUGGAGGCCAUUGAUUGCUCCAUGGUCCCGCCGCCCGCCAUUGCGUACGACGGCGGCCAUGUGCUGACUCAGACGGAGCUGCAGUACCCGCGUGUGGAGAACAUCAGUCUGUGUGAGGUCACGCUCGCGGCCUACCCGCCCGAACCUCUCCAGGACGGCGACUCCUGCUACUUCCGGGCCUGGGGCGCCCGCCGACUCAUCUCCUGCAUCGACUCGCCCUGGAUCGAGACGCCGUACAUGACGUCUGUGCGGCUGGCGGGCGGCGACGGCACAUGGGGCCGCCUGGAGAUUGUGAUGCAUCGCGAGAGCAGCGACUACCUGGGCUGGGGCACCGUGUGCGCCCCUGAGUUCACGAUCAAGCAGGCACAGGGCGUGUGCCGCGACCUGGGAUUGGGCUGGACAGAGGCCAGGCUGCUCCCCACCAGCGCCGCAGCGCCGCUGGAGAACGCUGACUCGGUGCCCAUCCACAUGGACGGAAUUGCGUGUUUCGCCAACCGCGUGUGGUGGGCCCGGCCCUGGUCGGAGGAGCGCGAGCAGCCGCCGUCCUUCCUACGCGACUGCCGGCCCGAUUGGCGCGGCAGCAUCAUCAAGACCUGCGACCACCGCACAGACGUGGUGAUCGCGUGUGGCGGCAGCGCCGAGGUCAUCCACGCGCCAGUGCCCGGCCCGCCGCCCGCCGCCACGCAGCCCACCAGCGCCCCGCCGCCCUACGGGGCAUACGGCGUCCAGCCGCCACCGCCAUACGGCGGCCCGUACGGCGGUUAUGGAUCCUACGCGCCGCCGCCGCCUGGCUACGGGGGUCCGUACGGCGGCGCCUAUGGCGGCUACGGCGCGUGAAGCCAUGUGUUGCCCAGUGAAUACAUACAGCUGAGGUGAUAAGACCGACCCAGCUAGCGUGUUAGAUACGUUAUGGGAUACUGGAAGAAAUGGUGAGGUAGUGUUACAUUGGAGACGGCGGUGUGCGCAUGGGCGCACGUUGUGAAAUUGGCUAUCUGUGGACGGUAAAGCUGUAGUGCGUGAGUCAUGUGUGAUGGGGGAGCACUUGGGUUGGGACCCGGGAGCGGCGGGCUUCACGGACGGGGUUGCACCGCAGCGUGAGGGUACGGACCGCGGCGAGAGAAGCCUCCGGAGCGCCUCCGGAGCACCGGACGAAUCAAUCCCGUGCCCGACUACCGCUACGUAGCUCCUCUUCUCCCAUCGCACUUUUUGUAACAGCGAUGGUGU
Chlamydomonas reinhardtii is the source of this 3309-nucleotide messenger RNA. RefSeq lists its product as uncharacterized. The coding region runs from base 247 to 2922 and encodes 891 amino acids. Lineage: Eukaryota; Viridiplantae; Chlorophyta; Chlorophyceae; Chlamydomonadales; Chlamydomonadaceae. The record is from RefSeq and is a predicted model, not a curated record. Gene Ontology annotation, cellular component: membrane. The transcript has 18 exons.